Brachypodium distachyon (stiff brome) is the source of this 2147-nucleotide messenger RNA. RefSeq names its product ankyrin repeat and zinc finger domain-containing protein 1. The transcript has 7 exons. The record is from RefSeq and is a predicted model, not a curated record. Gene Ontology annotation, molecular function: protein binding. Bases 58 to 2064 code for a protein of 668 amino acids. NCBI's taxonomy places the organism in Eukaryota, Viridiplantae, Streptophyta, Magnoliopsida, Poales, Poaceae.
GCUCCUCCGAAAACCCGGUACCCGCACUCCACGCCACGAAACGUCGGAUCCACAGCCAUGGCCUCCUCCUCCCAGACGGCGGCGGCCACGCCGGAGAAGAGGCCUCUCCGCUCGCUCUUCGACCUCCCCUCGGACUUCUUCGAUUCGUACGUCCUCCUCCGGGCUCACCCCUCGUCGGCCCCUUCUCCCGCGGAACCGUCCGAACCCUCUCGGCUUGCUCCGGCGCCGUCGCAGCAGCAGCAACCGACGGAGGCCGCAGGGGCCCGGUGGACGUGCCACACCUGCGCCGCCGAGUUUGAUUCGCUGCAGGAGCAGCGCGAGCACUUCAAGUCUGAUCUCCAUCGUCUGAACGUUAAGCUGAGUGUUGCUGGUAAAGCUAUUAUCAAGGAAGAAGACUUAGACAAAGUUGAUUCUGAUUCCCUGUUUGACGAUUUGGAGGUAUCUAGUGUAUCUGGAUCAGAGGAUGAACUUGAAAAUAUACCGUCAUCAGAUCGCAGGCUCUCAGUUAGAGGCAAGGAAGAAUUCAGGAAGAAACUUUUUUUCCGCAGUCAUUCUGGUGACACAGUUUCUAUUUGGAGAUGUGUACUGUUCAAAGAACAUGAAGAGCCAAUUUUUGAUUGCAAAUCUGGAAAUACGGUUAGUCAUGGAUCAACAUCAUUUGUGCACGAGGAUGAGAUAUUAAGUAGAGUGAAGUGUUUGACAUGCGAACCUCGCAAUACAUCACAUUUGAGGAUCAUUCUACUAACAAGUGGUGGACAUUUUGCUGGAUGUGUUUUCGAUGGGAACUCAACCGUAGCCCAUAAAACAUUUCAUAGGUAUGUUGUAAGAGCAAAGGCUGGAAAGAGGCAAUCUGGAAAAGAUGCUACUGGAAAGGUUGCACACUCAGCAGGCUCUUCUCUUCGCCGCUAUAAUGAAGCAGCGUUGAAAAAGGAAGUUCAAGAACUACUAGUUUCUUGGAAGUCAUACUUUGACGUCUGUGUUUGUGCCUAUAUAUACGCUCCAUCAAAGAAUCGCCAGAUGCUCUUUGACGGGGAUAAGACUCAAUCUAUAUUGCAGGAAUGUGAUAUUCGUCCACUCCCUUUGAGUGUUCACCGGCCCACCUUGAAAGAAGCAAAACGGGUAUACAAUAACCUAACCCAGCUCUAUUACGAGACAGAAUGCUCUAUCAUGGGUGAAGUCUUACCUCAUGUGGAUAACUUGACAAAUUUUGAACAAAGCCCCGUAGCAGAAGAGGAAUUAAUUGUGAGCUCCAAGGAACCUAUCUCUGAUUCAUCCUUAAAUUUGGACUCACUGAAUUUGGAUGAAGCAAUAACCAUACCAUCAUCUAAUAACAAAACAACACCUCUUCACGAGGCAGCAAAGGCUGGCAAUGUGCAGCAAACUCUAGAGUUGCUUGAGCAGGGUUUGGAUCCUUGCAUCAAAGAUGAAAGAGGAAAGACCCCUUACCUGCUGGCUUCAGACAAAGAAGUUAGAAAUACAUUCAGAAGAUUUAUGGCACUCAACCUUGAGAAAUGGGAUUGGCAUGCUGCUGAUGUUCCUAGUGCACUAACAAAGGAAAUGGAAGAAUCACAAGCUGCAAAACAAGCAGAGAAGGAUGCAAAGAAGAAAGCGAAAGCAAAGGAACUGAAGAAACAAAAGAAAGCAAGAGAAAAGGAAAAGGCGCAAGCAUCUCAAUCCCAACCUGAUCUUAGAGGCACUUCUGUUGGCCAAAUGGGCAAACCAACUGCUUCUGUCCCUGGCCUGAAACAUAAGCUUCAGUCGCCCCAGGCUGUUGCUAUGUCGAUGCAGGAGGAGCGAGAACGGAAACUAGCUGACGAAAGAGAGAAAAGAGCAGCGGCAGCAGAAAGAAGAUUUGCGGCUCUAGCGGCUCAAUCAGGAAGCACAUCAGGAGCAUCGGCAGCAGAAAAGACGACAACGGCGGCAGCAGCAGCAGCAGCAGCCGACGAUACUACUUGUUCAUGCUGUUUCUCAUCCUUGGCCGGCAAAGUACCAUUCCAUAGAUAUAGCUACAAGUACUGCAGCACUACGUGCAUGCAUCUUCAUUCAGAAAUGCUAGAAGAUUGAGAAAAUGGUGUGACGUUACAUACGAGAUUUUACGGUUCACUGUGCCUCAUUUUAAUGAUAUGCAUAUCUGGCCAUUCUUCUUA